This is a messenger RNA of Linnemannia hyalina, 609 nucleotides long. The record is from the annotation of a GenBank genome assembly. NCBI's taxonomy places the organism in Eukaryota, Fungi, Mortierellomycota, Mortierellomycetes, Mortierellales, Mortierellaceae.
AUGCCCGCAACACCACCGCCACCACCGCCGCCUCCAAUCAAGGACACUGCACCAAUCGCUCCUCCACCACCUCCGCCUCCAGAAACCCAAGAUGCAUCAACACCAACACCAACACUCCCUCCACCACCGCCACCAGCAAGCGCCUCUCGACCUCAAGAUCCCACCGCGUCCAGUCCUCCACAACCAGUAUCGAACUCGAUCUCAGAACAAGCCGAUCAGCCGGCUCCCAGGCCACGCAGGAAACGUCGCUUCUCGCCCUCUGCGCAGGACCCCGUUCCCGUCCAAGCACCCACACCUGCUGCUCCUACUCCUUCAUCACAGAUACACCAGUCGUCUAAUACCACCACCACCACUGCAUCCUCUACAAAUUCGUCGUCGACAAGAUCAAAACUAUUGACAGCAAACGAGUGGGAAAAGACCGCCUUUGUCGGUGACGCCAGCGGCGAGAAGCGCAUGAAGUUCCUAAGACUAAGAAAGUCGACAAAGAUUGAAGCAAAGCCCGAGAACGCAGAAGAUGCCUCCCUCGAAGCAUCAAGACGACUGAAGCAAUCAUACGACAUGGAGCGGCAAUAUGAGCAAGGUCGGAAAGGCCAACAUCGCUUCAAAUAA